Messenger RNA from Symsagittifera roscoffensis, 774 nucleotides. Its product is annotated as U4/U6.U5 small nuclear ribonucleoprotein 27 kDa protein-like. Gene Ontology annotation, biological process: RNA splicing. The transcript has 4 exons. Lineage: Eukaryota; Metazoa; Xenacoelomorpha; Acoela; Convolutidae. Bases 40 to 516 code for a protein of 158 amino acids. Gene Ontology annotation, cellular component: precatalytic spliceosome. The record is from RefSeq and is a predicted model, not a curated record.
UAAUUGUUGUGAUAAACUUAUUAAAUAGUUUUCAGAAAAAUGCCUCGCUCGAGGUCACGAUCUCCUGCCAGAAAUAGGCACCGUCAUCGUUCGAAGUCGCCUGAUCACCGCAGUGACCGAUCAAACCGAGACCGGCAUGACCGUGGACAAAGGGAUCGAAGUCGUUCUCCUCGAAGGAGAUCGAAGUCACCAAAUGCACCCAACCGGCCAGCAAGAAAAGAAGCGUUCAGAGGACCGGAUUUGCAAAGUGAGUUGGAAAAACGAAACUUAUCUGCUCCAAUUGAAUUGGUUUCUAACCACAAAGUUAGCAAAAAUGUCGUUGCUGUGGACGAGUUGUCUGAAGCAGACAAAGAAAUGAUGAAAACAAUGGGUUUCUGUGCGUUUGAUACGACAAAAAAUGCUCAAACAGAAGAAGCAGAUAACCAGAGUGCCGCUGCAAUUGCGACGAAAAGAAACUAUCGACAGUACAUGAACCGCAAAGGUGGCUUCAAUCGGCCGUUGGAUUUUGUUGCUUGAACUCUCGUCAUUUUCUUAACGACGUUGGAAAACAAGGAAUGGAGACGAUAUGCAGAUGGAAGACGUUGUUUUUCGAAGAAGUUAUAUCUCUUGAAGCUAGUUUAUCAACUGAAAGUUUUUAGUAUCAGUGAUUUGUUAUGUGCAAUUUUAUUUUUCUAAAAAUCGAAUUGUUUAUAAAAACAACAAUGAUAUCCUGUUGCUAUGAAAGUUGCACAGAAUGGUCCGACCACAUUGAUUGAAGGACAAUUUUUUAAAUAA